Dromiciops gliroides (monito del monte) is the source of this 2187-nucleotide messenger RNA. It is a transcript of the gene SLC18B1, whose product is annotated as solute carrier family 18 member B1. The transcript has 16 exons. Gene Ontology annotation, molecular function: transmembrane transporter activity. Bases 338 to 1714 code for a protein of 458 amino acids. Lineage: Eukaryota; Metazoa; Chordata; Mammalia; Microbiotheria; Microbiotheriidae. Gene Ontology annotation, biological process: transmembrane transport. The record is from RefSeq and is a predicted model, not a curated record.
GAAGCAUUUGGCGCGAAGCGACCGGCAGGCACGGGGAUGGACAGUCCACUCCUGUUCUCCAGGCUGAGGAUAGGGCCUGGAGAUGGAGUCCGGGAGAAGGGUGAAAGGGGUUUGAUUAUAAGCCAAACAGAAUACCAAACAGAAGUGGUACCACGAAACCUUCUACCCUUGAAUGUGAGGCUGAGAACCUCCCUGAGCUGCGGAGGAUGCUAGGGUGCAGCUGAGAGUCACCGAGAAGCCGCCGCUAACUGUGUCAAGGCAGAUUCCUGGACGUCUCAGGCACGAUUCCCUCCGGAGAAGUUGUACGGUUCCGGGCCCCCAGCCCCGCAGGCUCAGGAUGGACCAGCCUCUGCCUCCCGAGAGCAGCUUAACUUCAGAUGAUGGCCAGCCAGAGGUUAUCAGAGAAGAAUCUAGACAUCUUUCAAAAGAACAGCUUUCUACACUUAUAUCUGCUGCUUCCAUUAAUUUGGGAUCAAUGAUGUGCUAUUCAAUUCUGGGACCAUUUUUCCCUAAUGAGGCUGAAAAAAAAGAUGUCAGCAAUACAGUUAUUGGAAUGAUCUUUGGAUGUUAUGCUUUGUUCAACUUGAUGUCAUCCUUGUUAUUUGGGAAAUAUCUUGUACACAUUGGAUCAAAGUUCAUGUUUGUGGCAGGAAUGUUUGUCUCAGGAGGAGCUACAAUUCUCUUUGGUAUGUUGGACCAAGCUCCUGAUGGACCAGUAUUUAUUACUAUGUGUUUUCUAGUGAGAGUGGUGGACGCAAUAAGCUUUGCUGCAGCAAUAACUGCAUCAUCUUCUAUUCUUGCAAAAGCUUUUCCAAAUAACGUAGCUACAGUGAUGGGAAGCCUUGAAAUCUUUUCUGGACUAGGACUGGUUUUGGGACCUCCUCUAGGUGGUUUUUUAUACCAAAAAUUUGGCUAUGAAGUACCCUUUAUUUUUCUUGGAUGCUUAGUUCUACUGAUGGUGCCACUCAACAUGUGUAUUUUACCUAAUUUUGAUCCUACUCCUAGUGAAAACUCAUUCUGGAAACUCAUUACUUUACCCAAGGUUGGACUUAUGUCAUUUGUCAUCAUUUCAUUAAGUGGAGGCUUUGGCUUCUUGGAUCCUACACUGUCUCUCUUUGUACUGAGUAAAUUUAAUUUGUCAGCAGGAUAUGUGGGGCUCGUAUUUCUGGGGCUGGCAUUAUCUUAUGCAAUUUCUUCACCUCUUUUUGGACUGCUAAGCGAUAAAAUUCCAUCCCUAAGGAAAUGGCUCCUGGUUUUUGGAAACAUAAUAACAGCAGUAUGCUAUAUGCUUUUAGGACCUGUUCCAAUCUUGCAUAUCGAAAGUCAGCUCUGGCUGUUAGUCCUAGCACUGGUUGUGAAUGGCAUCUCUGCUGCAAUGAGCAUAAUACCAACUUUCCCAGAGGUACUCAGUUGUGCAUAUGAAAAUGGAUUUGAAGAAGGAUUAAGUACAUUGGGACUCGUGUCUGGGCUUUUUGGUGCAAUGUGGUCACUUGGAGCAUUUAUAGGACCAACACUAGGUGGAUUUUUAUAUGAAAAAAUUGGUUUUGAAUGGGCUGCAGCUAUACAAGGACUCUGGACUUUAAUUACUGGAUUGGCAAUGGGACUGUUUUACAUUCUGGAGCACUGUCAAGGAAAGAGAUGUGAACCCAAAAAUACCUUCAGCAGAGAAGAAGAAAGAGAAGAAAGAACAUCUCUGUUGCCACAUGGGGUAUAGCCUUAUAUACUCUAGAUUGACAGAAUGCUUGAAGCUGUAUUCUCAUUACUUUUAGCAAUCAGAAAUAUUUGUUUCAGAAAGAAGAGCCCACAAACGGAACACAGGUCCCUAAAACCAGCCUUCUGACCUUGUUAACACUACAUUUUGAAUGAUCCAGAGUUAGGUGGUCAAGUGCCCAGAUAAAUUGGUCAUUUUCGAUAUAUUUGUGUAUCUACUUUUAAGUGAAUGUCAAAGCUCCUUGCUCUCUGGGCUGGGUAGCUGAAUGUAUUCAGGUUUAUCACUACUUCAGUGUAAGUUUUACCAUAAGUGCAAUCAUUCUAUAAAUGCACCUUUUUACAGGGGGUGGGGGGAUGGGGGAGAGAAUGACUUGACUUCUCUAGGCAACUCAUAACCUCAGUAGACUUAACAAUGACUCAAAGUAUUUGAAAAAAUGAAUUUGAAAUUUAAUAAAAAAAAUCUUUCAUAGCCUUGAA